This is a messenger RNA of Equus quagga, 2517 nucleotides long. It is a transcript of the gene GPT, whose product is annotated as glutamic--pyruvic transaminase. The transcript has 12 exons. Gene Ontology annotation, biological process: biosynthetic process. The coding region runs from base 872 to 2362 and encodes 496 amino acids. NCBI's taxonomy places the organism in Eukaryota, Metazoa, Chordata, Mammalia, Perissodactyla, Equidae. Gene Ontology annotation, molecular function: pyridoxal phosphate binding; L-alanine:2-oxoglutarate transaminase activity. The record is from RefSeq and is a predicted model, not a curated record.
GCUUGCUUCUGGCGGCCUGGCUCCUGCAUGGGAGUGAGGCCCACAGCCACUGGGCAAGAAGCCUGGCCCUUCCUGCACCCUGCGUCCUUGCCUGCCAGCCUCCUGGAGGCUCCUCUGUAACUCUUUGCUUUCCUGAGGGGAGCAGAGAGCUCUGGAAGGGCACUCCUUGGGGGCCAGGUGUUCAUGCUGAGGGGCAGGAAUCCUGGCUUAGAAAGGGAGGGGGUGUUUUCCAUGAGACUCUUGGGCCAGAACCAGAGGAGCCAAGCAGCACAAGGCUAGCAUCAGAAAACUCCCUGGGGGGGCAGGUCCCCCGUUCCUGGCAUGCAGCCUCAAUCCUGGGGCCUGGCUGCCAGCUUCCGCUUGGGCUGGCAAAGGGGGCCAGCAGUUGGCCUCUCAGGCUCUGAGCUGGCUGGGCACGAUAUGUCAGGGUGACAGGGGCCCCUUAGGGGCCUCGCGUGGGAGGGCUGAGGGCACUGCCAGCUCAUCUGUCCGUGGCAGGCAGUUUUGUAUGGUCACCAGCAGUGGGUGUCAUGGGCUCUGGUCACCUUCUCCCUGACGGACACUGACCCAGUCGCCCAGUGCCUGCAGGGCCCACCCUUCCCUGAGCAUCAGUCAUUGGGAGUGUGUCCUCAGCCAGGCUGGGGGAGGGCUCGGGGUAGGCUGCUGGUUAAAUUUAGUGUGGAACAGUGCAGCUGCCCAACGUCCACCUGCCACCACAGCUGCCACUUGGGCCCUACUGCCAUGGGGGGUGUGGGGGCUGGCUCCAUGUGGGGCUUGGUGCAUAUUAACCUGUGCUCCAGCCUGGGGGCCAGAGGAGCAGGCCUGCAGCUGGGAGGCCGAGGUGGCAGCGGAGCCGAGAGGUGCAAGGGUCAUGGCCUUGAGGGCAAGUGACCACAGCCAGGCUGCCAUGAACAGGCUGAAGGAGAAGGUGCUGACGCUGGACACUAUGAACCCGUGUGUUCGGAGCGUGGAGUAUGCAGUGCGAGGCCCCAUUGUGCUGCGUGCCCUGGAGCUGGAGCAGGAGCUGCGACAGGGCAUAAAGAAGCCCUUCACUGAGGUCAUCCGUGCCAACAUCGGGGAUGCACAGGCCAUGGGGCAGAAGCCCAUCACCUUCCUGCGCCAGGUCCUGGCCCUCUGCAUCCACCCCGAUCUCCUGAACAGCCCCAACUUCCCUGAGGAUGCCAAGAGAAGGGCGGAGCACAUCUUGCAGGCGUGUGGGGGCCACAGCCUGGGGGCCUACAGCGUCAGCUCCGGCAUUCAGCUGAUCCGGGAGGAUGUGGCACGGUACAUCCAGCAGCGCGACGGAGGCAUUCCCGCGGACCCCAACAACAUCUUCCUGUCCACGGGGGCCAGCGACGCCAUCGUGACGGUACUGAAGUUGCUGGUGGCUGGCGAAGGUCAUACACGCACGGGCGUGCUCAUCCCCAUCCCUCAGUACCCGCUGUACUCGGCCACCCUGGCAGAGCUCAACGCUGUGCAGGUGGACUACUACCUGGAUGAGGAGCGCGCCUGGGCGCUCGACGUGGCGGAGCUGCGGCGCGCGCUAUGCCAGGCGCGUGACCACUGCCACCCGCGCGCACUCUGCGUUAUCAACCCCGGCAACCCCACUGGGCAGGUGCAGCCCCGCGAGUGCAUCGAGGCCGUGAUCCGCUUCGCCUUCGAAGAGCAGCUCUUCCUGAUGGCUGAUGAGGUGUACCAGGACAACGUGUACGCUGAGGGCUCGCAGUUCCACUCGUUCAAGAAGGUGCUCAUGGAGAUGGGGCCGCCGUACGCGGCGCAGCAGGAGCUCGCCUCCUUCCACUCGGUCUCCAAGGGCUACAUGGGCGAGUGCGGGUUCCGCGCCGGCUACGUGGAGGUGGUGAACAUGGACGCCGCGGUGCAGCAGCAGAUGCAGAAACUGAUGAGCGUGCGGCUGUGCCCGCCCGUGCCAGGCCAGGCCCUGCUUCACGUGGUGGUCAGCCCGCCCGCGCCCUCCGACCCCUCCUUCGCGCAGUUCCAGGCGGAGAGGCAGGCGGUGCUGGCCGAGCUGGCGGCCAAGGCCAAGCUGACAGAGCAGGUCUUCAACGAGGCUCCGGGCAUCCACUGCAACCCGGUGCAGGGCGCCAUGUACUCGUUCCCGCGAGUGCAGCUGCCCCCGCGCGCUGUUCUGCGCGCUCAGGAGCUGGGCCUGGCUCCUGACAUGUUCUUCUGCAUGUGCCUUCUGGAGGAGACCGGCAUCUGCGUGGUGCCUGGGAGCGGCUUCGGGCAGCGGGAAGGCACCUACCACUUCCGGAUGACCAUUCUGCCCCCCGUGGAGAAGCUGCGGUCCCUGCUGGAGAAGCUAAGCCAGUUCCAUGCCAAGUUCACUCGCCAGUACUCCUGAGGCCCCCCUCUGGGGCCCAGGCCCGGCCAGGCUGGUGUGGCAGGGCCAACCCUAGACUGACCAUGCCCAGGGCCCUGGGUGUCUCACUCCUGCAGCCUGUGGGGCUGGGCCCCUGCCUCUCUGUAGGCCCCUAAUAAAGCUAUGAGACAGCCUAA